This is a messenger RNA of Drosophila sechellia, 3018 nucleotides long. RefSeq names its product Sugar baby transporter (gene Sugb). Gene Ontology annotation, cellular component: membrane. Bases 579 to 2390 code for a protein of 603 amino acids. NCBI's taxonomy places the organism in Eukaryota, Metazoa, Arthropoda, Insecta, Diptera, Drosophilidae. Gene Ontology annotation, molecular function: transmembrane transporter activity. The transcript is spliced from 5 exons. The record is from RefSeq and is a predicted model, not a curated record.
AAAACCGAGCGGCCGGGCCAAAGACACUAGAAUAAUUUCUAGUGUCUUUGGCCGGGCGCCUCUUCUUGUUCGUCGGUGGGCGUAUUCAGUUUAUAAUAAUUGGUGUGCCGCAGAUAAGGCGGAUUCGUAAAACAAACGACGGCAAACGGAAGCAAACAUGUUGACACUCGGCUCGUAACGCCAGCGGCUCCAUUCAGUCGUGUUUUGGAUGUCCAACUAGCCGGAGCCCUCGAUUUCCGCGGACUGUGCGUGGUGCGGCACUCGAUUCGUGCUAAAAAUGCGACAAGUUCCCUGGCACUUCGAAUAGCCAACGAACAAAAGUGUUGAUUCUUCGAAAGGAAAACGUAUUAGACCAACUCAGCGGAUUCCAAUUGGAGCAGAAACGUGAUCCCGCGUGCAAAAACAUACAUGCAAAAUAAAUAACAACACCUGCUGGCCCACCACUUUGCAUGUGUUAGUGUGCAGGCACAUGCUCUUUCUGCUUGCCAUCGCAUUUUUUGUGAAUGAACUGGAAAACGCGCUAGUUUAGCAACGAUAGUAUUGAUCUUUGUGUCGCGGGUCAACGUAAUUACGCCGAAAUGAAGGCCACCAUCGAUAAGGAGCUGCUGCCCAUGAAGGCGCACUACUUUCUCUUCAAUGCCGGCACCGCUCCCGUCGUCCCCUUCAUGCCCACCCUGGCCGGCCAAUUGGGCUACUCCCCCGCCGUUGUGGGCACCAUGUACACCAUCCUCCCCAUCAUCGGAAUGCUGGCGAAGCCCCUCUUUGGAUACAUUGCGGACCGGUUCCAUCGCCAUCGACCCCUUUUUCUGGGUGGCCAGGUCCUCACGGGCAUCGCCUUUUUCCUCAUCAUGUUCGUGCCGGGAAUGGAGAAACCGCUGCCCAAGGUCGAGUUCCACUGCCACCAGGGUGUCUCGGACGUAAGAUUCUGCUCGGAGUACGGUGAAUGCGUGGAGAGGAACCUUGAGCGGUACUACGGGAAUAGGACGCUGCAGUGUCAACUGAACUGCGAGGCACAGCCCUUCAUGUGGGAUAUUGUGUGUGAUGAUUGGCUAAAGAACAGCACGGAAAACUGUGCCGCCAAUAGAACCAAUAGCCAACUGGAAUUCGGAGCCAGCAUAACUAUGCAAAAGAUUGAGAAUGAUGGCAACUGCAUGUUCUUCAUGAUUCCGCACGAUCAAGGCCAGAUUGCAGGCCAGAAUGUCACGUUGUACUGUCCAAAGGAAAAGGAAUACUUCAAAUCCAACUGCACCAUGGACUGUCGUGAGGACUACCUCAAGGAGCAGCUGGCGGAGAGUGCUGUGAUUAACACGAGUAGUGCCGUGACCAUGCCGCAGUUUUGGCUGUUCUUCGGCCUGCUCAUCUUCAGCUGGAUCGGCAUGGCGGUGGUGGUCAGCAUUGGUGACGCCAUAUGCUUCGGCAUCCUCGGCGAUCGCCAUCACCUGUAUGGCAAGCAGCGUCUGUGCGGCUCCCUUGGAUGGGGAGUUUUUGCCCUCUUGGCCGGCCUCCUUGUGGAUCACAUGUCGUUGGGUGAGGUGAACAAGAACUACACGGCGGUGUUUUGGAUGGCUUUGCUUAUCAUGGGAUUUGAUGUGUUCGCAUCAUCCAAGCUAAGGCACACGCCAACACAUUUGUCCUCCAACAUAUUGAAAGAUGUGGGUCAAAUGUUCCUCUCGGUGCGCUGCGUUAUCUUUUUCUUGUGGUGCGUUGCCAUUGGACUUGGAACGGCGCUGAUAUGGAACUUCCUUUUCAUAUACCUGGAGGAGCUGGACAAGGCGUUCGAGGGAUGCGACAGUUCGAUUAAGACCUUGGAGGGAUUGGUCAUGGGGAUUCAGUGCUUUGGCGGUGAGCUGCCGUUCUUCUUCCUAUCCGGUUGGAUCCUGAAGAAGAUUGGUCAUGUUAACGCCAUGAGUCUGGUGCUUUUUGGAUUCGGAGUGAGAUUUAUUCUCUACUCGAUGCUGCAGAAUCCCUGGUACAUCCUGCCCAUCGAACUAAUGAACGGGGUGACCUUCGGUCUAUUUUAUGCCACAAUGGCUUCCUAUGCGAGCAUUGUUGCACCGCCAGGCACCGAUGCUACCAUGCAGAGUCUGGUGGGAGCGAUAUUCGAAGGCGUUGGUGUGUCAAUGGGAAGCCUGAUCGGUGGACAGCUAUUUGAGUCGGUCACUGCACGCACCACCUUUGAGAUCUUUGGAAUUGGUGCCUUCAUUAUCUUUGUGAUCCACGUUUGCAUUCAGCUGUAUCUUCAGCGCAACAGCAACAUUGACGAAAAUGGUAAGGGUUCGGUCGCUUCUGCCUCCGCCACUGCCUCACCCUCUGCACCCCUGGAAACAGACAUUCCUAAAAAUAAUGACCAUAAAGACGGUGACGGGUUCCGCGAAGUCGACUUGAGUUGAUGGUGACCGUGAUCCUCUUCCUGAAUUUUGAAUUUUGUAGUCUUAUGUAAAUUGACGGAUUUAAACUUAUCUAACCAGAAGCUAGCCUCCUUAAGUAUUAACCAUUCAGAUGCAGUGGAGCCGGAUACGAGCUCCACAUGGUCAUUGUACUUAAACCACCAUAUAUUUUGUAAGAUCUGCCAUAGAUUUGAUAAUAGAAUAUUUGACGAAAACAGACCUAAUAAUUCUCAAAAUGAAUUUAUAAUAUUGUCGUCCUAAGAAAUAAGCUUUGUAAUACUGAAACGAAAUGAUGAUAGCCAUAUCAUACUUUUUCAAUUUAAAUGUAUGCGAACUGAAGAAAACUUUAACAAAUAAAAUGGGUAUUCAAUUUCUUUGAAAAAAAAAAAAAACUAUUUCAACUGCCUAUAUGAAACCUAAAUAAUUUAUAAGGAUUAAAUACUCUUACAGUGGAAAAACAAUGAACUAACAUGUAGACUAACACUUUUGGCCAGCCAUAAUUAAAUAUAUCUUUCUUUUUUUUUGGCAUUUAAUCGCUUUAGUUCCCGUGUGUAAUUUAAGUGGGAUGUUUCUUAAAUUCAAUCCCCCUUUAGCUUUUACUUGUAAACUUAUUAUUUAAUAACAUAAUAUA